This is a messenger RNA of Mobula hypostoma (lesser devil ray), 1356 nucleotides long. It is a transcript of the gene taf7, whose product is annotated as TAF7 RNA polymerase II, TATA box binding protein (TBP)-associated factor. The coding region runs from base 106 to 1197 and encodes 363 amino acids. Gene Ontology annotation, cellular component: transcription factor TFIID complex. NCBI's taxonomy places the organism in Eukaryota, Metazoa, Chordata, Chondrichthyes, Myliobatiformes, Myliobatidae. Gene Ontology annotation, molecular function: RNA polymerase II general transcription initiation factor activity. The record is from RefSeq and is a predicted model, not a curated record. Gene Ontology annotation, biological process: transcription initiation at RNA polymerase II promoter; RNA polymerase II preinitiation complex assembly. The transcript has 12 exons.
GUGCAUCCCACAUCUGCCUCCCGGGUGGACUUCCGGCAUGCCGGGUGAGGAACCGACGCCGUCCCGCGGGUUAUGGACAGGAAAAGCUCUGGCAGCUAGAACAAGAUGACAGCUAAAGGUCAGAAGCAGGGCUCAAAGAGCAAGGAAGAUGCUCCGUAUGAGCUGGAGAGUCAGUACAUCCUGAGGCUGCCACCGGAAUUUGCAGCCACUGUACGGAGAGCAGUGCAGUCUGGGAAUGUGAACCUGCGGGAUCGACUUACCAUUGAACUACACCCGGACGGUCGACAUGGCAUCGUGCGAGUGGACAAACAGCCCUUGGCUUCCCGGCUGGUUGAUUUGCCCUGUAUCAUUGAGUCACUGAAGACCAUCGAUAAGAAGACUUUCUAUAAGACUGCAGAUAUCUGCCAGAUGCUGGUGUGCACCACAGAUGGGGAGUUGUACCCUCCACAGGAGGAGCCUGUGCCAGUGGAUCCCAAAAACAAGAAGAAAGACAAAGACAAGGAGAAGAAGUUCCUGUGGAAUCAUAGCAUCACUUGCCCUCUAAAAAAUGUCCGGAAGAGGAGGUUCAGGAAAACUGCAAAGAAGAAGUAUAUUGAGUCUCCAGAUGUGGAGAAGGAAGUGAAGCGACUGCUGAGCACAGAUGCUGAAGCUGUCAGUGUCCGAUGGGAAGUGAUAGCCGAGGAUGAAACAAAGGAAGUUGAGAACCAGGGAUCACUGCCAAACCUCGACAGCUCUUCACCAGGAUCAUCUGGGCACAAGCAGGGACACACCUCGGCAGUGGAAAGAGAUGAGUUACGUGAGAUCUUCAAUGACAUCAGCAGCAGCAGUGAGGAGGAUGAAGAUGAAGGGGACCGGCACGACGAUGAGGACCUGAAUAUUAUGGACUUGGAAGAAGACCUUGCCAGGCGACCGCAGCAAAAACACGAUGAAGGGGAUGGUCAAAUGAAGCCAAAAGAAGAUUCAAACCAAAUGGCUAAAGUGGCAGAGUUCAGGUACGAGAUUGAGAGCCUGCAGAAGAAGCUGCAGCUGACCCAGGAGAAGAGGAAACGACAGGAGGACCUGAUCAUGAAGGUGGAGAACCUGGCAUUGAAGAAUCGUCUGCAGGCCGUUGUUGAUGAGAUCAAACAACAGGAAGAGAAAGAAAAGCUUCAGCUGGCUUCUUUACAGACACAAUUGGAGACCCUGCUGAAUCAAUGACCAAAAUUGUCUCUGUAGCUUUCGUAUGGACAAGCAGGAUGGACAGUUUACUGCACACAGUGCCCGAAGUUUAUUAAUGAUCAGAAUUGGUUCUGUGAAGUGUGCAGGAAAUGUACAUAAGCUCAAGGCAAAACGCUAAUAAAUAAGUUUUUGAAGAAG